GACCAUUUAAAUACAUCUACUUAUAAAACUUAUUACAAAUAUUUAAACGUAUUCAAUAUUAUUACUUUUGUACCACUGUGAAGUAUUCAAAAUCAAAAGAAAACAUAUUUAUAUGUACACGAAUGACCAAAAUGACUGUUCUCAACUGGAUUAUCAUUAUUGCUGUCUGUAUAUUAAAUGAAGUUAUACCUGUCACAGCCAGUUACUGCUAUUACAGCUCCUACUACUCCUACUACUAUUGUGAUUCAAGUUAUUCUUUUCCAACUACUGCUAUUCCCGGGAUAGUUGUUGGUUGCAUCAUCUUUGGGGUUAUAGUUUUUGUUGUCAUUACGGUUGUAUGCAAGCAGAUGAAGACCAGUGGGAACAGAGGCACGGUUGUACAACCGACGACAAGAAUUACAACUGUCCAGGCUCCACCUCUAGGGCCAUCUUUUCAGCCAACUGGGAUGAGUUAUCCCCCACCACCAGGACAGAAUAUGGCGUACCCACCUCCCCAGGGACAGUUUGGUUACCCACAGCCUCCUCCUCCUCAGGGACAAUUUGGUUUCUCACAGCCUCCCCCUCCGCCAGCUUAUGGAGGUUACGGAGCACCACCACCGAAGUAUUAGACAUUAAUGUAAAGGAAAGAUAAACAAAACUCACAAGUCUUCAAAAUACACAAUUUCUCAAAACUAUUAAAAGGAUUGUUACUGCUA
Molecule: messenger RNA, 695 nt
Organism: Mytilus trossulus (common blue mussel)
Lineage: Eukaryota; Metazoa; Mollusca; Bivalvia; Mytilida; Mytilidae
Product: cysteine and tyrosine-rich protein 1-like
Exons: 4
Coding region: 123-608 (161 amino acids)
Source: RefSeq, a predicted model, not a curated record